CUAAGGUUGGGGGGGAGGCCGGUUCCGCACACCCGGCGGUGCCGCCGCCGCUCCGCGCCCGCCUGGGCAGCUCAUCCCCGGGCGGCCCCGGGCAGCUCCUUCCCCCUCGGGAGCCUCUGCUCUGAGCGCAGGCAAAGCAGCGGCAGAGACUUCGCGAAGUUGACACAUUUUGCAGGCGAGGAGCGACUGCGGAGCCGGCGAAGUGCGAGUAGGGUGGGAAGUCACCCGGUGCGGGGCAUAACUCCCCCCCAGCCAACCUCUCUCCCUCCUCCUUCCCUCCCCCGCUGCGUUUCCUAGAAAGUUAUAUCAGUGUGGCCAUGCAGUGCUAAAACGGUUCGCCUGCUAGAAACACAGAAAGAAGGGAGAUCUCUUUGGAAACAUGGAGCUGCUGUGCUGCGAGGUGGAUCCCAUGAGGAGAGCUCUGCCUGACCCAAACUUGCUCUACGAUGACCGCGUUUUGCACAACUUACUAACCAUAGAGGAGAGGUAUCUGCCCCAAUGCUCCUACUUCAAGUGCGUCCAGAAGGACAUCCAGCCCUUCAUGAGGAGGAUGGUGGCCACUUGGAUGCUGGAGGUCUGCGAAGAGCAGAAGUGCGAAGAAGAAGUUUUCCCUCUGGCCAUGAAUUACUUGGACCGAUUUUUAGCUGUGGUGCCCACUCGAAAGUGCCAUCUGCAACUGCUGGGGACGGUGUGCAUGUUCCUGGCCUCCAAGCUGAAAGAGACAAUCCCCCUCACAGCCGAGAAGCUGUGCAUAUAUACGGACAAUUCCAUCAAACCCCAAGAGCUGCUGGAAUGGGAGCUGGUGGUGCUGGGGAAGUUGAAGUGGAACCUCGCAGCUGUCACCCCGCACGAUUUCAUCGAACACAUCCUAAGGAAGUUGCCUCUACCUAAAGACAAGUUGCUUCUGAUCCGGAAGCAUGCACAAACGUUCAUUGCCCUUUGUGCCACAGAUUUUAACUUUGCCCUGUACCCACCGUCAAUGAUAGCAACUGGAAGUGUGGGAGCAGCCAUCUGUGGCCUUCAGCUCAAUGACGGGGACAGGUUCACGGACCUCCUGGCCAAGAUCACAAACAUAGAUGUGGACUGCCUUAAAGCUUGUCAAGAACAGAUCGAGGCGGUGCUAGUAAACAGCCUUAGGCAAGUCCGGCGGCAGCAACAGCAAAGCAAUCCUUCUAAGACGGUGGAUGAACUGGACCAGGCCAGCACUCCCACAGAUGUGAGAGAUAUCGACCUGUGAGGACAUCGGCACAGAAAGUCACGCUUGCUCCCCCAGCCCUUUUAUUUUUAUUACUAUUUUUAGAGUGAAAUCUUUUUUUUUUUUUAAUCUGCUCCCACAUAGAACGUAUUUAAAGCUCUUUUAGGUAAAAAAAAAUAUACAAAAACUGAAUAAUGAAAAAAAAAAAAAAAAGCAUUUGGUGCCUGUGAUGUUCUACAGAAGGGAAUCCCACAAUAUAUUUGGUAAUUGCUAUUUGAUUAUGUAUCAGUGAUAUUAAAUGCUUAUAAAAGCAUACAAAGUAGCUAGAUAAAUGUAAGCCUGCAUUUGUGGGAACAAAGUAGAGUAUACUUGUCUGUGUAUUAUGACCUAGUGCAUACACCCCUUUUUUAGAUUUAAGAAAGGAAUCGUGUGUGCGAUUUUAUGGCUUGACUAGAUUGCAAAGCAAUAGAAUAAGGGGUUUAGGGCGAAGUGGGAAAAGAUCCCUGAAGCAAUUGAACCAUUUUGAAUACAGAAGAGAUUUGCUGAUCUGUCACCUCUGUUAUUAGUCAGAAGUGUUUGUUGGAUCUCUGUACGUUAGUUUUGUUUACUCUUGCUGUCUGUGGUAGCUGCUACCUAAGAAAGAAGAUGCUUUAUUUUGCCAGCCAGAAGAGCAGGUGGUUUUGGGGUUUUUUUUGGGUUUGUUUUUGUUUGUUUUUUUUUUCAAAUUCCCCUCUCCCCUCUUGACUUUUUCUACUUUUCCUUCAGAAAUGGUUCAUUCUAAACACAGCAGCAUCUUUGGCAUAAGGGCAAUCCCAUUUACCCACCUGUGGGCCAAGCCAAAGUUAUCGAGUGUUCACGUUAGAUGGGGGAAAUGCACCAAUUAACUCUGAGCAGUCGGCUAAUCAGACCGCCUCCGACCUAUGGAUUGCAAGAUGCGGUGGAUCAUCUGUGAAAAGCAUUAUAUUCCUUUACAGUGCUAAUGCUUCACGUCAAUGUUAACUUUUGGCAGCUCCUUAGCUUGGCCGUAAAGACAUUUAAAUGAUGCUCUGUCCAUCUUUUUAACAUAUCCUCACUGUGUUGAAGAAGAUGAGAUUCAGUUUGAUCCCUCUUCUGCCUACCCAUCUUCCCCCCCCCUCCCCCACUCCCGCACACUUUUUCAGCAUUUCAUUAACUAUUGAUUCACAGUGAGCGUUUUUAUAAACCAUUUCAUUCGAAAAGCACUUUGAAAAUUGUUCCUAAGGGAUUAAAUGAGAUGGUUUAUGAUGAUUUUGCCAAGGAAAAAAAAAAAAAAGAAAAAAAAAAAGAAAAGGAAAAAAAAAAAAGAAAAGAAAAAAAAAAAAGAAAGAAAAAGCCACAAAAGCAAAGCAUAUAGCUUUUUAUAGUCAAUAUUUUCCAGUAUCUGGUGUACUUGGUUAGUUGCGGUGUUGCUGGAAAUACCAACACCUGCUUCAGAUGACAUUCCUGUCAUGACAUUCCGGAUAAAAGCCUGACGAUUUGUAUUGUUCAGUGUCACAGAAGGAUCUUAAUACCACCUGCAUGCUUAUCUAUGGACAACGAAAGAAAAUCGCUGGUGCAAAAGACACGAGUGUAAACAUCAAGGUGUGUGACUUGGGAGUUUUAUUACAAAGGUGUAUUCAGUGUACUUGAAUUUAUUUUUCCGCUCCAUCUGUAACGAAGAGGCAUUUAGACGGCAAAGGAGUUGGAGCAACUUUUUUUUUUUUUUUUUUGCACAAUUGUAUUAACAGUUUGCAAAUUAUACAGUAUGAAGCUGUUGGUUGAAAUGUUAAUGUUUGCAUUUUUAAGACAGAAAUCCAGAAAGAACAUGCUACUUCGAAGAAUAUUAUAUGAAUGGACUCAGCCGUAUUUGGCUAGAUGAGGGUAGAAAAUGGAGUAAGAUUCUAAGGUUUUGUUGUUGUUUUGGUUUUUGGGGGUUUUUGGUUUUGGUUUUUUUUUUUUUGCGCUGCUAAGAAGCUAUGAUUUGUUUCAUUCUUAUUCACAUUAACAGUACUUAGCUGUAUUGUUUCACUGAGUGUGCUGCUAUUUUAUAAACAUUUUUAUAAUAUAUUAUUUUACUGCUUAAAUUUCAAAUCCUGAAGUAGAUGGUUAAGUGGAGAUAUGAUGAGUUCUUUGAUUUACUGGAAAUGCCCUGUACAGUUUUGGUUUUUUUUUUCCUAAUAGCGUGUUCAUGAUUUUUUUUUUUUAAUUUUAUUUUAUUUUUUCCUUCUUUCUGUUGUUUUUUGGGUUUUUUUUUUUUCCUUC
Molecule: messenger RNA, 3454 nt
Organism: Chroicocephalus ridibundus (black-headed gull)
Lineage: Eukaryota; Metazoa; Chordata; Aves; Charadriiformes; Laridae
Gene: CCND2
Product: cyclin D2
Exons: 6
Coding region: 380-1237 (285 amino acids)
Biological process (GO): mitotic cell cycle phase transition; regulation of cyclin-dependent protein serine/threonine kinase activity
Cellular component (GO): nucleus; cytoplasm; cyclin-dependent protein kinase holoenzyme complex
Molecular function (GO): cyclin-dependent protein serine/threonine kinase regulator activity
Source: RefSeq, a predicted model, not a curated record